This is a messenger RNA of Tigriopus californicus, 3858 nucleotides long. RefSeq lists its product as uncharacterized. The record is from RefSeq and is a predicted model, not a curated record. The transcript has 8 exons. NCBI's taxonomy places the organism in Eukaryota, Metazoa, Arthropoda, Copepoda, Harpacticoida, Harpacticidae. Bases 335 to 2179 code for a protein of 614 amino acids.
AUGUAAACAUUAUUAGCCAACAAAUUGCUCUCCCACUUCCGCGGCUUGACGGCUUUAAGAUAUUCCAAUCACCCCACCCAAUUUUAUGUGUCAGUGGCAUUCAAACGCCAAGAUACGAGAGGCUGGGUGGGACAAAUCUUUAUUUUUUCAAGGCUCUGGGUCACACAUGUGAAAAACUCAGUCUUGGCAGAGGUCUUAAAGUUGGGGAAUGUUUUUGAGUACUACACACAGAGCCAGAGGCGACGUUCCAAUCGCAUAAACAAAGUUUCUUAUCCUGAAAACGAGGAACAAAUCAAGGGCAAGACUAGUUGAGCGUGCGUUGCUUUCCACAGAGAUGAUCAAGGAGGCCAAGAGUGUGUCGAUACAAGUUCGCAAGGAGAUGGGCUGUAGAAAGAUAAUUUUUUCUCAUCAAGUUCAGAACCACUCAUCCCCAGGUUCUUCUUGGCUUCUUUGUCGUGACCUUACUGUCCCCCAGAAAGUUUAUCCUUGGCUUUGGAUCGGCCUUUGUUGUGCGUUUGGCGUUGCACGAGGCGCGGCGAGCAAUGGUGGCUAUUACGUGAAAUUGUUGGAAGUGCCCUCGAUUUGUCCUUUCAACGACUUCUGUCUUCCAUGGGUGCCAAAGUGGAGCCAAGUUUUCGGAUGGGACGAUCCCGAGGUCGACGAGAUCAGGGUGUUUGAUAACGCAUUGUAUAGUGUUUCAUACCACGACUUUGCCAUCGUGAAGUGGCGAGGCACCUUAAAGAGCACCUACCAUUGUCGUUCCAAAUUGAGGCAAGAGGCUCAAGUCAAAAUGUGGCAAAAUUCUCCCCACCAAGUUCUCGCGUGGUGUCAAAUGUUCCCAGACACACUUGGGAUCAGUUGUGGAGCACAACGGAUAGUUCCCUCCAAUGGCAACCUCACCAGAUCCUCCGUUCCGUUUGGCAAGUUAUCGCGCUCAAGCCCAACUCGACAUCUCUACAUUGUUCCAUUGAGCUGUGUGCAUUACCGAUCCAGCUUCAAGACCCAGCACGUGUUCUUCCACCGAAUUAAAGUCGCCAUCAAAGGAGUGUCACCGAUCGAUCUAUCUUUCGCUCCCAAUUUGAUUGAAAUGAACCACGAGGCUCGAGGACGCAGCUCUCGUUCCACGAAUAGCUCCUCAGCCUCCACGAACCAACGAAUCACAGAGCGGUUCACUUGGGAGCGAGCCCAUUCACUCGAUUUCAAACUCAAAAGCAACGACGGCUCCGUUCAUUUGAGGAUUCAUCCCAAGGAACACGAGGCCGUUUUGGAGUGGUCGGGUUUCUUCAAGGUCCUAAUACGACGAACUCAUAAUCGAGUCACGGUUUUGCCUAGUCUGGAAUUGGUCUUGGACUACUUGAACCCUUUAUGGUUGGAUGAGACCUUGGACCUGAAAGAAAGAGGCGUUUUGGCUGACACGGGCUUUCUGUCCGUCAUGACCCCGAGUUUUUUGACUAAUGGAUCAAGUUCAAUUGUUCGAGAACAAGAUUCAAUGACUUCCUGUCUGACUCAGCGUUCACGAAUGGGUGGGAUUCGCACCCAAGACGAGGUUCUCAAUUCGAUUCUAUCGAUUGGAGACGAUUCGCAAGAUCAAAUACCAAUCGUGGCGAACUGUCAGUGCUCCAAUAUUUCGACGCCCGAACUUGAAAGCAGAUUGGGCAGGUCUUCUAUUUAUAGCCAGCUCAAUCCCGCAGUCAAUCCACACGACCUUCACCGAGCAAACUCGGAGAGCCGACAGCUUUGGCAACAAUCUUGCUGCGCCACUUUAUUGGGGAAGAUCCGGGUACUUUCCAGUCUUCAGAGGAAAAAAGCCGGUUCAACAUUGGAAUUGUCCAACCACUUCUUUCAUUUCAAUGAUAGAUUGGCCUGUGCUCAAGGCAGCGAACCAUUAGAUAUUCAAGGCCUUUGUGAUUCCAACUUUUGCUGUCAAAGAACUCAAUUUCAAGUGGCUCAAUGGGACCAUAGAACCCGAGGCAAGUGCUGGAUUCUCAGAGCCUCAAAACCAGAAGCAAUGUCAAAACAAGAAGCUGUGGAUGCGAAGAAAUUUGGUGACAGAUCUCGUCGGCAAUAUCGCGUUCAAUCUGCUGCGUUUGGCAUUAUGGCUAUUGCUACGGUUUUUGUCCUAACUUUUCGAUUGGUGUCAAGAAAACUCGAGGAAUGCCGACCAACGAACAUUUCGUGAAACGAUCCUUUUCAAAUCCAACAAGUCUCUUUCCACGCCCCGAUAACCCACCAAAGGGGGAACACCGAUGUUUUGAUGCUAUAAAUGUGUUUCCAAGUAUCUUUGAAGAUAGAAGAAAAAUACCAAACAACAUCCCUAAUUGAUGCAAGCAACAGAAUAUAUUUGACACACGCAAAUAGCAAAAAGCGUGAGGAAAAGCUGAGGAAACUGCUUCAGAUGCGUAGUUGGUAAAGUUAAGAAUCAGUUAUCUUGUUGCAGUUUAAACAUUGAAUAGGGGUUUCCCUGUCGGAUCCUCUAAUCCUCUCAUCAAGUCUGGUAUACAAAUCAUUCGCAAUAUUAUGUUUCUUACAGUAUUCAUAUCCGUGAGUCUACGCCUCUGCUAUAAAGUGGAAUGUAAAAAGGCUUCAAGACCUCCCAUUAGGUCAGGAUGGGUAUUUCUAGCCCUUUUGCUAAGCAGUCCUCAAAAAUAAGGGGCCUUCAUUUCCAACGUCAGACAGCCCAAACAAAGUGGGGAAGAGGCCGGGUUGAUUGUUAAAUAAGCUACUAGUAACAUGCUGUGAACGCAAUUUCUUUUAGGGACAUUAUGUGACCUAGUUUACUAAUUACACAAAAAAAUGAUAUAACUAACCAAAAACAACUCAAUCGCAUUAUAAUUCAGUAAAGAGGGAGCGGCCCUACAUUUUGUAGAGGCUAGUUUACAAAGCGCCCUCUAAGGUGCGGACUGUAAACCGUAUUUUUUUGUAGCAUGGGAAGCCUAUGCAAUAUUCAUGGCAAGUGUUCUCCCUUAAGUCCACACGCAAAGUUAUCGGAAGAGUUGAAUAUUUGAGGGAUCUUGUUAAUGCCAAGAAAAUCAAAGGUACAGCCUUUUAUAAAACGCUUUCUUGGAUUAUUUGAAAUAACAAAAGCAUUUUGGACUGGUCCGAUGACCUUGUUUCACAUUAGAUGAAAGAGACUGAAAAAGCAAAAUUAACGUGAGAAGUAUCCCGACAAUGGUUGACAUGGAUAAAUUGAGAAUAUAGCCUUCACGUAAGCAAGAAUUUUUAUCAUCCUAUCGGCCAGAGCUUCAAAAGUGAGACAGAUUGGGCAGAUUGUUCUUUUUAGCGGACAUCCGUAACGCUACUGGGAAUGGGAUCCCCAACAGUUCAAGACAGAAAAAGAUAUAUAUCUAAUUUGAUUUUAUAUUCAUAUAAUAUUUGAUCCACCAACGAAUCAGAGUUAACAGAUCUUGCUAGUCCUUGCGUAUGUAGCUGCGUAUGAGUUGAAUAUGUUCCAUCUUGGUUUCUAAUGCGUAUGAGUUGUCUUCAGCAAAAUAUUUUUAGCUCUCAUUUAUAUUCAGUGUUUACGGUCAUGCAAUUGCAAAUAACUUUUUCUCGUGUGGGCAAAUGUGACAAUGUGUAUAUUUAGCAUCUUGGAUUAUGGGUUUACCUAUAUGACUUGUGUCUUUUACUGGACUCAAGUCAAGGAAAAGACUCAUCUUGUUUUUAUUAAGUUAAAAAAGGCCAAUGAAAUUAGCUCAAUUGUUGUAUUCUUACAUUGUCAAUUCAUGCUGAAAAGCCUGAUUUCUGUCGAAAACAGACUCGAUUGCACUCGGACUCGAGUCGGUACUCGCCCCAGCACUAGAAGUAACUACUGAGCCCCUCUAAUUAAUGCGCAUUAAAACUACAAAUUUGAACAAGACA